CAUAAUCUUUUAAAAAAAUUAUGAGGCCUCCUCCUAAUACCCCAAUACCUUUUUUUGCGCGUCUAUAUAUAUAUAUAAAACAAAAAACUAUUAUAAACAUAUUUAUAGCUUUUCCAUUAAUUAAAUUAUUGCAUCUUAGCUUUCUUAAGAAUUUAAUUCAUGGAAGUGCUAUAUUAUUUCUUAUAAAAUAAAAUAAUAAAUUUUCUCAUAUUAAUUUAUUUAUUUAUUUAAAUAAUAAGAUAUUAAAAAUAAUGUUAUAAAUUUAAAGUAUCUCAAAUUUGUAAUAAAUUUUAUUAACUAAAAAGUUUAUAGCUGAGUUUAAAAUAUUUUAGUAUGAAAGAUAAAUUUGAAAUUAAAAAUGUAGGAAAACAAAAAAAUAAAUAAAAAAAUUUAUGAGGAUUAUAUUAAAUGAAUGAAUAUUGAAGAAUGAAUUAAAAUUAAUGAUCUCAAAGUAAAAGGUUAAAAUAAUCAAUGAUUGGUCUAAUUAAUUAAUAUUGAGGGAACUAAAAAAAUAAAAGAAAAAGUAAAUUGAUUAAAGUCAUAAAAUUUAGGUAUUAGUUAAGAUUAAAGAAAUUAAUCAAUAAGUUAAAAAGAAUAGAUAAAAAAUAUAUUCUGAUAAAAAAAAGAAAUUUUAAAAGACAAAAAAGUCCACCUUUUGUAUGAAUAAUAUUUAUUAACCAACUUUAAUAAAUGGAUAGUACUAUCAUCCAAAUCCAAAUUAAGAUUCAAAAACAUAAAUGUCUUCCCAAAAUUCUUCAAAUAAAAAUUAAGAGUUAUCUGAUAGGUCUUUAAGGGAAGUAUUUAUUUAGGUAUUAAAAUAUAGCUCUGAUUCCCGCGAUAAAGAACAAACAAGAAAGCACAACUCUAGUAUGAGAAAUAAUAAUUAAGCAAUUUUAAUAGAGGGAGAGGGACGUUACUUACAUCCAAAUUAAGAUCUAUUAACAAUAAUAUCUUCCAAAUUUUCAUCAAAUAAAAUUUAAGAGUCAUCUGAAAGAAGGGAAAUAACCAUUUAGUUAUAAAAAUUUAGCUCUGAUUGUCGUGAUAAAGAACAAAUAUUUUAAAGUUCAUCAUGUGAUUAAAAAUAAAUACCUGCUGAAUUAACUGAAUAAAUAUCAAAUUAAUGUUCUUCUCCUCGUUUCAGCUAUGAACUAUAACUUCAUGAACUUAAAUCUAAUCUUUCAUAUUCUUAAGUUUAGAAUAAAAACUUUUAAUAAGUUUCAUAAGAUGAAUGUAUAGAAUUAGAAAACAAAUUUAAAUAAUUUAAAUAAGAUAUUAUUAAAAAACUAAAUAAUUAUGCUUUAGGUUCUUAAAUUGGAAAAGGAGGUGAAUCCUUAAUUUAUGAAGAUUAAAAUAAUCAAGAAUAAAUAAUAAAAAUAAUUUUUUCAUCAACAAAUGAGUUAAUUGAAAAUCAAAAGAAAAUAUUUGCCAAAUUAAUAAAUUUUAAAAAAUUUAUAUAAUUGGUUGAACACAUAAAAAUAGAUGACAAUUUACAUAUAUUUAUCCAUAAAAAAUAUUAAUAAAGUUUGUGGUAAGAGUUAUUACAAUUUAACUAAAAUGAAAAUAAAUUUACAGAUGAAAAAUUUAUAAAGAUAAUUUUUGAUCUAAUCCAAGGAUUAAUAGAUUUGAAAAUUAAAGAAAUUUUGCAUCUAGAUAUAAAACCUGAUAACAUUUUAAUUGAUGAUAGAGGAAACUAUAUUUAUAUCGAUUUUGGAAUUUCUUAAAUUUAUGAGAAUGGCAAAAAUAUGGUAGUAAGAGGUAUUUCAGAUAAAUAUUCAUCAUAUGAAUAGAAAAAUGAUACAAAUAAUAUAAGUUAUAAAUCUGAUGUUUAUUCAUUAGGAAGAACUCUCUAAUAAGUUAUAGAAAAAUUUGAAUAUCUUAAUCCCUAAAGUUAAAUCAAAGAAUUUGUAUAAAAAUUUAUCAAAAAUAUUGUUAAUAAUUAAAUGGUCAAAGAAGCAAUUCAUUAAAGAUCUGAUUGUUAGUUAAUUCAUUAUCUAUUCAGUGAAUAGUUAUUGAAUAUUUAAGAUAAAUUAGAUCGUACUUUUAUUAAGGAAAUAGGAUUUGAAAUUAAUCGCUAUCUCAAUUUAUAAUAAACAGAGAUAGUAAUUUAACCAAAUGUUAAAAGAUAAAUAGAAUUAUUGAGUAUUAUUGAUGUUUUCUUUUUUUACUUGAACUUUAAUAAAAACAUUGAAAUAGAUGGAUUUGCUAAUAUAAUCAAAGAAAUAUAAUUAAAUAGUGAAUAGCCUACUGAAUUAAUUAUUUAUUGGGAAAAAAACAUAAUUAAAGAAGAUAUUGUAGAUGACUUUGAGAAAUUCAUUUAAAAAUUCACAUAAAUAAAAAUAUAUUUUAACGAGGCAGAAUUAUACAUAGAAAAUAAAGAAGGUUUUAAAAACACUUACUAGUAUCUAAAUCAGCUUAAAAAUGGUGAUUAAUUUAAUCAAAAUUUGAGCCUCGAAAUAUUGACAAAAAAAAGAGCAGAUAAUUUUGAACACAAAAUGAAAAAUAGCUCAAAUUUUGCUUAUUUGUAUCUUCAAUUAAGCGAAGAUGAAGAAUAUUAAAAGAAAACUAACAUUUUUUUAGAAAAAUUUAAAAACGUAAGUCAUCUUAAUCUAAAUUUAUUCUUCAAUAAAAUUGAUGUUAAUAAAGUACUCACCUUAACAUAAUCAUUAAAGAAGUGUCAAUAUUUAACUCAAUUAAAUUUGAAUUUGAAUAACAAUUAAAUUUGCUCUGAAGGUAUAUAAUAACUAGCAAGUUUUAUAGAAAUGAACAAAAGUAUAACUAAAUUAGAUCUACAUUUAUUCUCAAAUUAAGUAGGAGAAAGAGGAGUAAUAUAUUUAAAUGAAGCUUUAAAAAGAAGUGAAAAUAUUGCUGAAUUGAAUCUAGAUUUAUCUUUUAAUAGAAGAGCUAAAUAAGCAGGAAUAAGUAUAGGAUAAGGUCUAUAAAAAUAUAAAAAUAUUGUUAAGCUGACUCUCAAUUUUCAUAAAAUUGAAAUUGGGUAUGAAGGAAUAUGGUAUUUAGCAAAUGGUUUAAUAAACUGUUAAAAUAUUACUCAACUAAAUUUAAAUAUAAGUUGUUGUGGUCUUAAAAAAGAAAACUCUAAGGACGCAAUCGUUACUCUAUUUUAAGGUCUAUUAAAGUGUCAAAAAAUGACUCACUUAAUUCUAAAUUUAUCUUUAAAUAAAAUUCGUGAUGAAGAUUUUGUAAAUGAAGAACUAAAUGUUGAAUAAAAUAAAAAACUUACUUAUUUAAAUCUAGAAUAUUGUAGUGGUAAUGUUGGGCCUUUUGGAUUAAAAUAUAUUGCAAAAUUUAUUGAAAAAUAUGAUAAACUUCAAUAACUCGAUCUAGCUUUUAGAAAUAAUGAGAUAAAUGAUGAUGGGAUUUAGUUUUUAGGAAGUGUUGUAGAAAAUUGUUAAAAUAUUUCUAAAUUAAGUCUAAAUUUAAAUGACAAUAAUCGAAUUACAAAAUAUCGAGCAUAGAAAAUACAAUAUUCUUUAGAAAAUUGCUAAAGAAUUACUUAAUUGAAGUUAGAGUUUUGAAGGAGUAAAUAACUUAUUAAAUGUUUUAGAUAGCAAUAAAUUUAUAUCCAAGUUAGAUCUUGAUAUAGGCAUAUCAGUGAAGUAUUGGAGUAGUAAAAGAUGCAUUCUACUCUUUGAAUUAUUUCAAAGAAUAUUUCCUUUGAAUUAAAUUUUAGAUAAAAUAAAAUCAGUUCUGACAAAAUGAAAAACAAAUUUUAUUAUUUAUAUUAAAAAAUGUAUAACUUUAAUCUUCAUAUUUCUAUUGCUAAAAAAUAUUAAAUAGUUUAUUUCGUCAUUUAUAUAUUGUAUAACAUAGUAAAGUUAAUAAUAGAUUCUUCUUUCAUUUAAUCUUAUUAGCAGA
This is a messenger RNA of Tetrahymena thermophila SB210, 3873 nucleotides long. Its product is annotated as kinase domain protein. The record is from RefSeq and is a predicted model, not a curated record. Gene Ontology annotation, biological process: nucleocytoplasmic transport; activation of GTPase activity; protein phosphorylation. The transcript has 22 exons. Gene Ontology annotation, molecular function: small GTPase binding; protein kinase activity; ATP binding. Lineage: Eukaryota; Ciliophora; Oligohymenophorea; Hymenostomatida; Tetrahymenidae. Gene Ontology annotation, cellular component: cytosol; nucleus; perinuclear region of cytoplasm.